AUGACAAUCUCUCUUGUUUUCCCCUACGACAAUCUAGCUCACCUCACCACCGACAACAACCACUCAUCCAGUAACAGUACCUGUGGACGAGAUCAAUGGUUCAACCAGCCUCCCUCCAUAGGGAUUCAAUUCAAACAUGGACAAGAAGCCCCAAAAAUAGAAGAAGAAUCAGGAUUGCGAAAUAAAACGCCGGCCGGAUCGUGGACUAAAUUGGUUCACAUAGUAACUGUACAGGGCUUCAGCUACUCUGGGCUGGCCCAAAAUAUGAGCGCACUAAGCACCCCGCGCAUGCUUCCCUACUACACCUACGCUUCUCCGCCACGGUCCGUUAAUCCCCUUUGCGUAACUCUUCUUCCCAUUUCCAUUUGGAAGCAACAAGGUCUCAGGCGGAGGUGCAGCAUUAUUCGAAGCUCAAUCUCGACUCAUCGGCCGAUUCACCUCCUAAGAGAUUCUCGCUCUUCAAUGGCCGAUUCUCAUUCUAGCGUUGUGCUUCAAUCUCUACACGACGGUGAUGGUAAUUUGGAUUCGGUUAAACCGCAGUAUGCGGAGAUUAUUGUAGUUCGUCACGGUGAAACUGAGUGGAAUGCCGAUAAUAGAAUUCAGGGACACAUAGAUAUUGACUUAAAUGAGGUUGGGAGACAGCAAGCAGUGGCAGUGGCUGAUCAACUCUCCAGGGAGCCUAAAAUCUCUGCUGUGUACUCAUCUGAUCUGAAGCGAGCUUUUGAGACAGCAGAGGUAAUAGCAAGCUGCUGUGGUGGGCUUGAGGUUGUUAAAGAUCCAGACCUACGGGAAAGACAUUUAGGAGAACUUCAAGGUGUUGUAUACCACGACGCUGCCAAAAUAAAUCGUAAAGCUCAUCAAGCUUUUGUAUCUCGCAGGACAGAUCAAGAAAUCCCAGGUGGUGGAGAAAGUCUUGAUCAACUUUAUCAGCGCUGCACAUCUUCGUUGCAGAGAAUUGGAGGGAAGCACAAAGGAGAGCGAGUAGUUGUGGUCACUCAUGGUGGUGUUAUUAGAGCACUUCAUAAGCGGGCUUCUCCACAUGGGCGGGCUGGGAAAAUAUUGAAUACAUCUGUUAAUGUAUUUCACUUGUCUGAUGAUGAAUGGACCAUAAAAGCAUGGGGAGAUGUUAGUCAUCUCAGCCAAGCAGGAUUUCUGAAGUCAGGUUUCGGUGGGGAUCGAGUUUCCGGUUAGUUCAUUGAUGCCACACCCGCAGAGGGAUUCAAUACCUGUAAGUGAAGGAUAUAUUCAAUUAUUUCAAUCAAUUCAGCAUUCGAAGAGGUCUUUCUUGUUAAUCAUAUACAUCAGUGGUGCAGGAGGAAUCCAUAUAAGUACUGACUUUCCAUUUGUCUUCAGUUGUGCCUUUUUUCCUUCAGCUAAUAAUGUCUAAAUAUACACUAUCCCAACUUUCACAUCACUUGAAAUUUUUACAUCUUCCUAUAGUCAGGACAGUACUUUAAAGCAUGGUGACAUCCUGUGGUCCUUUCUGGUUUUCGAGACCUAAUUUCUGAGCUCAAACUAGUCUUCCAAACUGAUUGUGAGUCUUCAAUAUUCCAUGUGCAGUAGCAAUGGCUUGACAGGGAUCUGUAUUGGUCCAAUACAUAUCAAAUUGAUUGAAGUUGGGUGGCACAGACUGAAUACUGGCACCACAUGGCUCUGAUUUGUAGGUGAGAACAAUACAAUCCAAGCAUAAGAUGUGAAACUUCAAACUCAAGUAUCGUCGAAUCAAUAUUGUGAACCAUCCAAGCGCAU
Messenger RNA from Ilex paraguariensis (yerba mate), 1749 nucleotides. The record is from the annotation of a GenBank genome assembly. NCBI's taxonomy places the organism in Eukaryota, Viridiplantae, Streptophyta, Magnoliopsida, Aquifoliales, Aquifoliaceae.